AUGGAAGGAUUUAAUCAGUCAUCAAUCGACCAUAACGUUACUGCGAAUUGGGUUAAUUCAAACCAUUCUAAAUUUACUAUGAAUUGUCUUUACGUGGAUUUUAGUCGAAGCGCCAUUGACAAGUUCUACAUUACCUACAUCUUGAGCAUUGUUCUAAACUCUGUUUGUGCAUUGCCAGCAAGUAUACUAAACAUUUUGGUCAUAUUAGCAGUAUGGAGAAAAUCCCAAUUACACAACCCUUCAAAUUUACUACUCAGCAAUUUAGCUUUGACUGACUUUGGCGUGGGUUGUUUGGUGCAGCCCGUCUUUGCCGCGCACAAAAUCGCCGCUCUACACGAGAAUAUUCCAGUUCACUGCAUCGCGUCGCUCGCCAGCAAGACCUUGGCUUCACUUUUAUGUGCAGUUUCUCUUCUUACACUAACUGCUAUUAGUAUCGACAGGCUCUUAGCACUCGCAUUAAGCGUGCGUUACCGCACUGUGGUUACCAUUCCGAUUACCACGCGCGUCGUGGUACUUCUGUGGUUAGUAGGCAUUUUAGUAACCAUUCCGUUGUUUGUCUACCCAAUGAGUUUUCUUUAUUGCAUGAUCUUAGUAAUGGUGAUAUGUUUAACAGUUACAAUCAUCGCCUACACUAAGCUGCUACAUCUAAUUCACCGACACAAGACAAAAGUAGGGGUGGAUACGCGGCAAACGACAAGACAACAGAGCCAAGACACAGCCGAAAUGGCCAACAUUGCUAAAUACAAGACCUCCAUUCGUACUGUUAUCUACCUGGUUAUCAUAAUGGUGUUGUUUUACUCGCCAUAUCUUGUAACAAACAUUGUGCUGGUCGCAGUGGAAUCGCGCAACGACGACCGUUUCAAAGCAGCUUUCAACAUUACUCACAGCAUUUUGUUCAUGAAUUCGAUCGUGAAUCCCGCUUUUUACUGCUGGAAGAUAAAAAGCAUCCGAAACGCCGUCAUCGAGAUGCUCCCUGAAAGAUUCCAGGAAUAA
Messenger RNA from Pocillopora verrucosa, 993 nucleotides. RefSeq names its product adenosine receptor A3-like. Gene Ontology annotation, cellular component: plasma membrane. Gene Ontology annotation, biological process: G protein-coupled receptor signaling pathway. The record is from RefSeq and is a predicted model, not a curated record. Gene Ontology annotation, molecular function: G protein-coupled receptor activity. NCBI's taxonomy places the organism in Eukaryota, Metazoa, Cnidaria, Anthozoa, Scleractinia, Pocilloporidae.